Messenger RNA from Arachis duranensis, 1098 nucleotides. RefSeq lists its product as uncharacterized. The record is from RefSeq and is a predicted model, not a curated record. The coding region runs from base 1 to 1098 and encodes 365 amino acids. The transcript has 2 exons. Lineage: Eukaryota; Viridiplantae; Streptophyta; Magnoliopsida; Fabales; Fabaceae.
AUGAAUAGUGACAGCGAAGAAGACUUCGAAGCUACUUAUGAAGCCGGCGAUGAAGACGAGGAUAGUGAUGUGGGAGUUGAGACAGCAGCUGAUAAUGUAGUGGUUCACCCAUCGAUCAGUCAACCGAUGAACGUGCCACCUUUUAUACGUGAGUUGGAUCUCGACGCCAUGCAUGCACCGAAGUUUCUGGAAUAUUCAAACAUAGGCGUUGCUGAUCCCGAGGACGGAGAGUUCCGGAUUGGAGUGGAAUACAGUUCUAGAAAGUCGGUCGUGGCAACAAUUAGAAGUUACACUAUCGCUAGAGGAGUUGACUACGACAUGUAUGAGUCUGAGCCACAAACGUUCUAUGCAAAAUGCAAGAUGUAUGGGCGUGGGUGCGACUGGCUUAUCCGAGCCAGCUUGAUACGGAAAAAAGGUUGUUGGGAGAUACGCAGAUACAACGGUAGGCACACGUGCACAGCUGGAGUGAUUUCACAGGAUCAUUCCAAGUUGGACUCGGACACAGUUGCUGAGGCUAUAAGGUCAUUGGUCGAGACUGACCCGUCCAUAAAGGUGAAAACUAUAAUAGCCGAAGUCCAGUCAAGGUUCAACUAUACCAUCAGUUACCGAAAGGCUUGGUUGGCAAAACAGAAGUCCAUAGCGAAAGUUUUCAGUGAUUGGGAGGAGAGUUACCAAGCCUUGCCGUGGUGGCUCUCGGUUAUGGUUCAGAAGAUUCCUGGGUCAGUUGUCCAGAUAGAAACACGCCCACUCUACAAUGGGAAUGAAGAGGCGCAAGGGGUAAAAAUACUUCAUCGCGUAUUUUGGAGUUUCAAUCCAUGCGUUAGGGCAUUCAGGCAUUGCAAACCCCUAGUUCAGGUUGACGGAACACACCUAUAUGGAAAGUACAAAGGUACACUUUUGGUCGCUGUUGCACAGGAUGGGAACCAGAACAUUGUGCCUAUUGCUUUUGCCUUAGUGGAAGGGGAGACAGCUGAUGCGUGGCACUUCUUCCUAAGGAAUCUGCGAAUGCAUGUUGUCAGAAAAGAUGGUGUGGGUAUGAUCUCGGACCAGCAUGAGUCAAUUCGGGUAGCGGUAAAUCGUUCCGGAGGUGACUGGUAA